UUUAUUUUCGAGAAAGAAUACGAAAGCGGUGUGAUUAAAAUCGGGAAAGAAAAAGUGCUUUCGUGUCACUUAAAAAAACCAACACACUUGUAAGCAACAACAAACAAUUGCAUAUACCAAUACCGGAGAGCGCAUACUUAUAUAUUCCCCACCAAAAACAACUCCACAAACGAAACGGUGUGACAGCAGCGCUAAGUGGAGAAGUCGUUUGUAUUGAAUUGGAAAAAUCUAAAAAUAACCAUAAAGCGAUCAACAGUAGCAAAGAUUUUAGAAGAAAACCUCCAGGUAUUUAGAAAAGGAAAAAUGGCUGACGAGCAACCAAAUCUAGUGGCUGGACAUCCACCAGCAGUUAAAGCCGGUGGCAUGCGUAUUGUGCAGCAUAAGGGUCCUGCCGCUGAGCGUCCAGCUAAGGAUGCCGAGGAUUGCACCGGUUUGACGCAACCAGUUGCUGUUAAUAGUGCUGUAGUGAGCGGUGCUGCAGUUAAGGGUAACAUUGAUUAUACGCCACAGGCAGCACAGGUUGCACAUUCGCCCAAACCACCGGCGUUUGUUGCACAAAAACCACAAAUCAACAUUCAACAGCCACGCAAAUGAGUGUACGCCACACGCACCAACCGUUCAAUUCCACAGCAACGGCAAUAACAACAACAACAAUAACAUAAUCAGCAGCAGCAAAUAAUAAAUUCAAACAUUACAAUAACAGCAAAAACAUUCCAUUUUAACAAGCCAACAGCAGAGAGAAAAUGUGUUGAACGAGUUGAACGGCAAAAACAUAAGGAUUUAUGAAGUAUAAGAAUUCCUAAAAUUAAUAAUAAUUAACUUUGUAAAACAAAGCGUAAUAUAUACUUAAAAAGUUGUAAACAUUUGUGAAACUAUGUACUCAUGCACAUGAAAUUUUUAUAGCAUUCGUUAGAGUUUAUAUAUAAAACUUAUAUUAUUGAAAUUUAAAAUCAUAAUUUUCUUUGCUCAAGAAUUUAUGGAAUUUAUGCAUAUAUUUAUUUUUUUAACGCACUAUGCUUCAAAAUAUGCACUAUUUAAAUGUAGCACUAUAAGUGUCAGAGUAUGCUCUUUUUCUUAAUUAAUUUCAUUCCAAACGGUAUAGUUUGCACUUAUUUCUUUGAAUACAUAUCUUUGUACAAUAAAAAAUGAAAACAAAUAAAAUGUGAUUUUAUAAAGAAUAUUGUCACAAAA
Zeugodacus cucurbitae (melon fly) is the source of this 1191-nucleotide messenger RNA. Its product is annotated as death-associated protein 1. The transcript is spliced from 4 exons. The record is from RefSeq and is a predicted model, not a curated record. Gene Ontology annotation, biological process: cellular response to amino acid starvation; apoptotic signaling pathway; negative regulation of autophagy. NCBI's taxonomy places the organism in Eukaryota, Metazoa, Arthropoda, Insecta, Diptera, Tephritidae. Gene Ontology annotation, molecular function: death domain binding. Bases 304 to 594 code for a protein of 96 amino acids.